AAAGGGCAGGCUUGGUCCUGUCAUUUCUUCAGUGCAGAACAGGCCUUCACCGCUUACCAGUGUGGAGUGUCUGGGUGUUGCAGGGAGAGUGGUAUUGCCCUCAAAAGCCUGUUGUUGACUUUCAGUAAAAAGGGGACGAUGACAGUAUCUUCCUCAGGGUUGUCAUGGGGAUUAAUGUACGUAAAGUGCUGAAUAGAGGAGCUGGACUCAAUAGGUGGUUGUCUUCUCUUACAGUUUCUUCCUGUUGCUGCUGCUUGUACUUCUUAUAUGCUUAUAUAUAUUCAGAUUCCCUUUCUCUCUCUCUCCUUUCCCCUCCCACUCCCCCCACUCUGACAAAGCCACCACCAUUUUGUAAGGGACUGUAGAUUCUCUUGAACGUGGGAGAAGCAAAAUGGAUGGAUAGGAAAGUAAAAGGGUUUUUUAGAUUGCCCAUCACACAACCAAGGUGGUCACCUUAGUUCAGGUGGGGAGGUAAAGUCAGUGAGAGGAACAGCUUAAUUAACGUAGGGAUGCUCCUCCCGUCUUACUCCAUCCCAAGCGCUAAAGAAGGUCACUUUCUCUUUAAAUGCAAAUUGCCUCCUGCCAGCUCAGCCUCCAUCCGUUCUGUUCCCUAGGAGAGUGCUGAGGGCGGAGGGAACCCUCACAGAAGCAUCUCUCCAGACCCCAAACCUCCAGGGUCGCCUUACCCUCCCAGGGCCUGAGGUUCAGCCAGCACCCAAUGGAGGACAAGAAGAAGAAAAGGAGUCCCAAGCCCUGCCUGACCCAGCCAGCCCAGGCCCCAGGCUCACUACGCAGGGUCCCUGUGCCCACCAGCCACAGUGGCUCCUUGGCCCUGGGACUCCCUCAUCUGCCAUCCCCCAAGCAGCGGACCAAGUUCAAGAGGGUAGGCAAGGAGAAAUGCCGCCCAGUUCUGGCCGGAGGUGGGGGUGGCUCUGCAGGCACCCCCCUGCAGCACUCCUUCCUGACCGAGGUGACCGAUGUCUAUGAGAUGGAGGGGGGACUGCUGAACCUGCUCAAUGAUUUCCACUCAGGCCGGCUGCAGGCCUUCGGGAAGGAAUGCUCCUUCGAGCAGUUGGAGCACGUGCGGGAGAUGCAGGAGAAGCUGGCCCGGCUGCACUUCAGCCUGGACGUGUGUGGGGAGGAGGAGGAGGAGGAGGAGGAAGAGGAUGGGGUCACUGAGGGGCUGCCUGAGGAGCAGAAGAAGACGAUGGCUGACCGCAACCUGGACCAGCUGCUUAGCAAUCUGGAAGAUCUUAGUAAUUCCAUACAGAAGUUGCACCUGGCCGAGAACGCCGAGCCUGAGGAGCAGUCAGCUGCGUAGAUGUCGGACCCAGGCCCAGAUUGCCCCCUUUCAUUCCCUUCAAACUGUGACUUUUUACAGACUCGACUGGGUAUACCGCGGCC
Equus quagga is the source of this 1404-nucleotide messenger RNA. RefSeq names its product coiled-coil domain containing 28B (gene CCDC28B). The coding region runs from base 719 to 1321 and encodes 200 amino acids. Lineage: Eukaryota; Metazoa; Chordata; Mammalia; Perissodactyla; Equidae. The transcript has 6 exons. The record is from RefSeq and is a predicted model, not a curated record.